AUGGUCACCGCAAAGAGACUCCUGCAGAUGGCCAGGAAGUGGCACAGGAUGGCCGUCGCGGGGAGACGAAGGAUCUCCUCGUCCAAACCGGCCGAAAGAACGCCCGCGGAGCCGAGCAGCAGCCCCUUUUCCUCUGCACCCAGCAAGGGAAGCUUCGUCGUCUACUCUCGGGACGGGGGACGCUUUGUGGUUCCCUUGGCGUACCUCAAUACCUUUAUCUUCCGGGAGCUCCUCGAGAUGUCGGAGGAGGAAUUCGGAUUACCUAGCGACGGCCCCAUCGUGAUGCCGUGCGACGCGGCUGUCAUGGCGCAAGUCUUCUCGGCUCUCCGCAGACGGGCGUCUCGAGAGGCGGAGAAGGCGAUAAUCGGCGCCAUCGCCGGCUCCCGGUGCUGUUCCUCAGCCGCGCUGCCGCUAGGCAUUGACCAGCGGCUAUUACUUGUCCCUGGAUUCUGA
Spirodela intermedia is the source of this 453-nucleotide messenger RNA. NCBI's taxonomy places the organism in Eukaryota, Viridiplantae, Streptophyta, Magnoliopsida, Alismatales, Araceae. The record is from the annotation of a GenBank genome assembly.